AAUACAGCAAUUUUCCACUUCCAGUAACAUUACUCUAUCACUGAGUUGGGCACAUACCACUACGUGUAUUUGAACGUAGUGAAAUUACAUUGAAAACCGAGUAAGAAUGGAUUGUUUCAACAUUAGUCGACUUUGGUUUGUGGUCUGUCUUUAUAUUGGUUCAAGCCAGAGUGGUGAUUUCCCAAAACGUCAAUAUAGAAGUUUAUCCCCAAAUUCGAAACCUUAUGAGAUUGAAUGUGCAAUCAACUACCACCCAACCACUGACUCUUCAGAUGCCUCUGAUGAAGGAAUCAAACCAGAGAUGCCUCCACCUUUUAAGGAAACUCCAGAAUUGUCCCAGAACUGUGAAUGUGUUCCGUUCUUCCUGUGUGGCAAGAACCGCACGAUCACGCAAAAUGGCGAGGGGUUAAUGGACAUCCGAUCUGCCUUUUUGUCUGGUAUCGGUCUCGUCUCAGCUCCACCCUACAAGCAGUGUCCUUGCUCCAAUGCCACCACUUCACCCAAACCCAUUAAGUCUGGUGUAUGUACCAGUUACUUAGAUGUCUGCUGUAACCCUCCUCAAGUUUUAUCAGAUGAAUCCACCUCAUCCUCUCCCCCUACAAGAGAAGAAGAUAUCUAUGAAUGUGGACGCCGCAGUCUGAAUCCCCUCAGCUACCGCAUUACUGAUGGAGAGGAUGAGCAAGCGCAAUAUGGCGAGUUCCCAUGGAUGGUGGCAAUUUUAGGGACAGCUAUUGUUAAUGGAAGAAGGGAGAGAUCGGUAUACUUCUGCGGAGGAUCUCUCAUCGAUCCAAUGGUUGUACUUACAGCUGCUCAUUGUGUUAAAGGGAGGACGGGGUUGCUUAUUCGUGCUGGUGAGUGGGAUACAGAAACGCUGAGUGAACCUCAUCCCUGGCAGGAGAGAUCUGUCCACCAUGUGGUAGUCCAUGAGGGAUACUACGCUGGUGCUUUGUUCAAUGACAUUGCUCUUCUGUUUCUGGAGUCUCCAGUUGAAUUUGGGCCAAACACUGCCAGCAUUUGCCUGCCAACACAGAAUGAAAACUUUGACAAUGAAGAUUGUGUUGCAAGCGGCUGGGGCAAGGAUGUCUUUGGUGACAAAGGAAAAUAUCAGAUGAUAUUAAAGAAAGUGAUGUUGCCCAUUGUGCCAAGGGCUGAUUGUCAGGAAAUUUUCCGCUCGACGAGACUGGGUAUAUACUUUCAACUGCACGAAAGUUUCAUCUGUGCGGGUGGAGAGCAAGGCAAAGAUACUUGCAAAGGUGACGGUGGUAGUCCACUAGUGUGCCUCGCUGAGGAGGGCUCUAGCUAUGUCCAAGCAGGGAUUGUGUCCUGGGGGAUUGGUUGUGGAGGAAACAGUCCAGGUGUAUAUGUCAACGUUGCUCACUUUCGUGACUGGAUUGACAGCAAGAUAUCCAUGUUAAAUGUGGAUGAUCGUUUUGGGAAUGAUCACGAAUGACCGCUGACUGUGUGACUACUAUUGAAUGGAAUUUUAUGAAGUCAGAAAAUUCACGUUUCCAUGUAUUUAAAAAAGGAACUUUAUGAAACAUUAAGUUUAGUAAAAGGUUUGUUGAUAUUUAAAACCUAAUAUUCUCGAUAUGAAAAAUACCAAAGAGCUGGUAUUCAUAUCAUUUGAUUGUAUAUAGAGAUAAUAAACUUCAAUUUAGAGAGGGUAAAUUAUUUUUAUUGAAAAUCAGUUUUCAAUUUUUGGCUUUUACUCUUUUCAUGAAGUUAACAAACAAACUGCUCUGAACAUGUUCAAGACAAACUUAGGAUAUAUGAUAAGUAUUCCCAACUUGGCAUAAAGUAUUAAAACUAUUAUUUGAAAUUGUAUAUGAAUUUACAACUGUAGAUUCUCAUUGGUUUGGUUAUGUUCCAUUCCAUUAUAUGCCUUGGUUAUUUCAUCUGGUUGUUAUAAAAUAAAUAGGUUUCUUCUAAUAAUACCAGGUGUACGGAAUGUAAUAAGUGAUCUGUAAGCCCAGUUUUUAUGGAUGGCAUCUGAUUCAAACAAAGAGUUCAAAAUUAGCUCUAUUUAAUUCAGGAGCAUUUAACUAAAAAAUAUAAUGAGGAAAUGGUCUGUUAACUGUUUAUCUAAAGGAGAAUAAAUAGAAACAUAAUUUUAUCGGAAAAAGUGUUUUAUUAUGCCCUUGUUCUGCAAGAUGGAUAUACUAUAUUAUUAUUUUUAGUUUAUUAUUAUAGUUUAGUUUUGUCAACAUUUUGUUAAUUAAGAAACUUGUAUUUACUGAUAGUUAAAAUAUGUAUCUAUUUAAUAAUUUUGUACACCAUUGCUGGAAAAGGUAAACGGAACUAUGUGUUUGUAAUUUUGUAAAUAUUUAUUGUAAAUUAAAUAUUUUGAACUAAAUAAAUAGUUUUAUUUCUAU
This is a messenger RNA of Homalodisca vitripennis (glassy-winged sharpshooter), 2372 nucleotides long. Its product is annotated as phenoloxidase-activating factor 2-like. The coding region runs from base 107 to 1450 and encodes 447 amino acids. Gene Ontology annotation, molecular function: serine-type endopeptidase activity. The transcript is spliced from 7 exons. The record is from RefSeq and is a predicted model, not a curated record. Gene Ontology annotation, biological process: proteolysis. Lineage: Eukaryota; Metazoa; Arthropoda; Insecta; Hemiptera; Cicadellidae.